Molecule: messenger RNA, 1611 nt
Organism: Symbiodinium natans
Lineage: Eukaryota; Dinophyceae; Suessiales; Symbiodiniaceae
Source: the annotation of a GenBank genome assembly
AUGCAACAAGCCUUGUUCGCCCGUUCUUCGCGAAUGUCUUCGCGUGAGCGUGGUCAUGCCUCCGAUGAAGAUCUUGGUGAAAGUGAGGAGCUCGACGCCGCCGUGUCGGCCAAGUUUUUCGGGGAUGUCUUCAACACCUUCGCAGGCGUUGCCAAUGCUCUGGCCGAUGCAGGCAUGACAGUGGGCUCGGCGGUCGCCAACGCCGUCACCGUGGUAGGAAGUCGCGUCAUCGAAGCCCCCACCAUGCGGAUCAGCGACUUCGACGACACGAUGACAGACCUCGUCAACGAUGUGGGAAGCCAAGCCUCGCAAGUCCUUGAUGUGACAGCAACAACAACAAGGCAGCUUGCCCAAAAAAGCGCAAGAAUGACGAUCCGUCUUGCAGAGACGACCCUGGAGCAUGCGAAGAAGACGGCUGAGCAAGGAGCAAAGGUGGCCACCGCGGUUGGGAACGCCAUCGCAAAUGCUGCGGUGGCCUUCGGAAACGAGGUUGCCAAGGUUGGGCCUCUGGUUGUGGGGAUGUCGCAAACGGUUUGGAACCAAGUGAAGAGUUUCAUCAACUGCGCGCGGCUCUCCACGUCAGUGUCCCUUUGCCACGUGCUGAUCGGGAAAGAGUGUGAUUGCAAUGCUGGGAGCUACGUCAGGUUUACGUCCAGCCAGAUGGAGGUGCGGUGCAAAUUCUCGAGAACCUCGGAGUUUGCUGCGGGCGUGGGGAUCAGAACGACCAGUGCUAAGACCAAAACGCCAAAUGUUCUUCCGGGAAGUGAUUACGAGCAAGCUUUCAAGACGGUCGAUCAGGUCAUGAAAUCACACGACAUCAUGAAAGAGCCUCGCACUAACUCCCGUGAGCUCAAUGUCUUUGAAGCUUCUUUGUCGCGACAGGCCGGCCUCCAUGUGGCCGUCGACGGGGUCUCCCAGUUCAGCCCAGAUACUGGGCUCUUGCUGAUCGACUUUUGCCAUGAUGUCACGGUCACUGUCCAGAACAACGGGUGGACAAAGCUCGCUGGCCGGCAAGGUCUUGUUGGUACGUCUAGUGCUCUACGGAUUGUGAUCAGUGGCGAGAUCCGGGCGUCCUACGACACUUACAUCAAGGGGCAGGGCAGUUGCACUUACACGUACUGGAGGCACCUGCGCAAACCCAAGAAGAAGAUGUUCUGCGCAGGGAAGUUUUGCCUCCUAUUCGUGCUCCAGACGAAAGUGGAGCUGGUGGGAAAAGGAUCUCUAACAGGAACUGUCGAGUUUUCCAACGAAGCGCGGUUCAGCGUAUCCGCCACCGUCACGGUCGACAAGAAUGGCAAUUCUGAGGUCAGCGUGGAGACACCGGAAAUGAGGCACCAGGAGGAGGUCCAAAUUGCGGCGAGCGCAGACGCCUCGGUGAGAUUGAGUGUGGGCCCGGAGUUCAUGGUGUGGCCCUUACCUGGUAUUCCUGUCACUUUCGCGCCCAAGCUCCAUGCAGAAGCCAAAGCGAAGGGCACGAUAACACACCCCGGGGCAGGCAUGGUGUCGAAAUCCGUGCUGAUUCAUGAUGUGAUAUCUCUCCGUAGGCGGUUUCCUGUAUUGUUUAGGUUGUUGGGUUUAGGACUUGGGGUGUUAAUCGCACCAUACCGUUAG